Messenger RNA from Rhinocladiella mackenziei CBS 650.93, 1893 nucleotides. RefSeq lists its product as uncharacterized. Bases 1 to 1893 code for a protein of 630 amino acids. Gene Ontology annotation, biological process: transmembrane transport. Lineage: Eukaryota; Fungi; Ascomycota; Eurotiomycetes; Chaetothyriales; Herpotrichiellaceae. The record is from RefSeq and is a predicted model, not a curated record. Gene Ontology annotation, molecular function: transmembrane transporter activity. The transcript has 3 exons.
AUGACUGAAAAGACUGAUUUCGAAGACUCUCGCCCUCGACCUUGGCCUUUGCUUCGGCUCGUCCUUGAUCAAGCUCGAGUGACUCAGGAAGUCCUCAAAUUCCCCUAUCCAGGGUCGGGAACGGAUGAUGAUCCCUAUAUUGUCAGCUACAUCCCUCACGAUACCGGCAAUCCCUACAACUGGGGGAACCGCUCCCGGUGGACCAUCAGUUGGAUCGUAGCAUUUGAAAUGUUAGCUACGGCUUUUGCUUCGAGUGCUUUCAGUGGAACUCUUCGCGAGCUCAUCAUCGACCUGCACGCCAGCACCGAAUUAAUUACGGCGGGAAUAUCACUUUUCGUCCUGGGUUUUGCUCUUGGACCGCUGCUUUGGGCCCCAUUGUCAGAGAUCUACGGCCGCCAGGUUAUCUUCUUCAUCAGCUUCUGCGGAUUCACGGCAUUUUGUGCUGGUUGCGCCGGGGCUAACAGCAUCGGAUCUCUUCUCGUGUUGCGAUUCUUUGCUGGUGCGUUCGGCUCUUCUCCAUUCACCAAUGCUGGAGGUGUCAUUGCCGAUAUCUUCAAUGCUCAGGAUAGAGGGCUGGCACUAGGGAUCUUUGCACUGGCACCUUGUAUGGGCCCUACCUUGGGCCCAUUCUGCGCGGGUUUCUUAGGUGAAAAUCAAGGCUGGAGAUGGGUCAUGGGCUUACUCGCAAUCUUCUCCGGCGUCCUCUGGAUUAUUGGAACUCUCUUUGUGCCCGAGACUUAUGCUCCAGUCCUGCUACGACGACGGAUACGUGUGCUCUCGAAUAUGACCGGAAAAGUCUAUAUAUUGGAGGCAGACAAGGAGAAAGGUCCUCCUUCACCCAAGACCCUGCUGUCAACUGCACUGAUUCGUCCGUGGAUCUUGCUGUUCCGAGAACCGAUUGUUCUGCUGUUGUCGCUUUACAUCGCCAUCAUCUAUGGAACUCUAUAUCUUCUCUUCGGUGCCUACCCGAUUGUAUUCCAGGAGAAACGCGGCUGGUCCGAAGGUAUCGGCGGCCUCCCCUUUCUCGGUGUGGCGUUUGGGAUGGUUAUGGGAAUUGGAUUUUGUGGCUACACGAACAAAUGGUACACCAACGAAGCUGCCGAAAAGGGGGGAAUUGCGCCAGCGGAAGCCCGGCUACCUCCUUCAAUGUACGGCGCCAUCGCGAUCCCAGUCGGAUUGUUUUGGUUUGCAUGGACAAACUACGUUUCCAUACACUGGAUCUCGCCUGUCCUCGCAGGGGCUCCAUUCGGAUUCGGAUUCACCAUUGUCUUCCUGGGCGUCACGAACUAUCUUAUUGAUUCGUACACCAUCUUCGCGGCGUCGGUGCUGGCCGCCAAUACGGUGCUGAGAUCACUGUUCGGUGCUGCCUUUCCACUCUUUACGCCUGACAUGUUCGACGCCCUCGGGAUCCAUUGGGCAUCCUCGAUUCCGGCAUUCCUGGCUCUAGCCUGUGUCCCAUUCCCAUUCAUCUUUUACAAAUACGGGGCCCGAAUCCGCGCCCGCUGCGUGUAUUCCGCGCAAGCCGAAGUCGUCAUGGCCGAACUUCGUGCCAAAUCCGCACGAGCAGCUAGUCAUCAAGCUAUCGUUACAUCCGGCCCAGAGCCAGGUCCCAGUUCUUCUGGGCCCUCGGUUGUUGAAGUCACUGAUCCUGAGAAACACGGAGAAUUGAGCGCUGGACCUCGAUUGGAACUUCUGAAGACCACCAAAUUGUCGGCGUCUGAAAAGGCAGUUCGAUCGCAGUCGUUGACACGCGUCCAGUCGAAAACUGGAAGUAUCAGCGAAGCAGCAAAGUACAACGCCAGUCCAUAUGACAUUGAUCGUGUGAACACGACGACGUCAUUGUCGGGGCUCGAUCUCAGUAGGGCCAGGACAAGAAGCUCCGCAGAUCGGUGA